Messenger RNA from Triticum turgidum subsp. durum (durum wheat), 471 nucleotides. The record is from the annotation of a GenBank genome assembly. NCBI's taxonomy places the organism in Eukaryota, Viridiplantae, Streptophyta, Magnoliopsida, Poales, Poaceae.
AUGGCGGUAAAGAUGAAAGGGAUCUUCAAAGGGCUGAGGAUAUUCUCGCACAUGUUUGCUCAAAAGGAGCAUGAGAUGGAAAUCGGGUUCCCUACAGAUGUAAAGCAUGUGGCUCACAUAGGGUUGGGCACCAGCGACACAUCUCCAAGCUGGAUGAAUGAGUUCAAGUCGUCAGAAGAUAUGUCUGCAGGCUCUCUGAGCACAGCUGAGCAGUCAAGGCAGACUUCUUGGACCUCUACAGACUUUGAGCCAGCAAGAUCCAUGCUGCCAACUGAGAUCAAUUUCCCAGACAGACCAGCGCAGGAGUCCUCCUCCUGCCCCCCAAGAGGCCCCAGGAAGGCAAGGAGGAAGAAGACCAGGACAUCGUCCCCCACCUCCUCUGCAAGAUCAUCUUCCUCGAGGUCGAGGGCCUCCUUCGCGACGGCGUUCGACGAUUUCAACGAGUCGCAAAGAGGGCUCCGGGUCGUGUAA